Messenger RNA from Epinephelus fuscoguttatus (brown-marbled grouper), 3080 nucleotides. RefSeq names its product family with sequence similarity 149 member B1 (gene fam149b1). Bases 477 to 2525 code for a protein of 682 amino acids. Gene Ontology annotation, biological process: protein localization to cilium; cilium assembly. NCBI's taxonomy places the organism in Eukaryota, Metazoa, Chordata, Actinopteri, Perciformes, Serranidae. The record is from RefSeq and is a predicted model, not a curated record. The transcript is spliced from 16 exons.
AGCUGCGUAUCCAUGACAGCCGUAUUAUUGUUGUUGGUGGUGCUAACAUUAGCAAGAAAACCCUCUGAAGUGGCGACAGCUAGCUCCACUAACGUAAUAUUUUAAAAUGUAAACCAAAUUGUUUGGCAGCCUCUGGACCACGCAGUAUGCUAACGUAGUGUAGCAAGGUUACUCUAACAGGAAAUGUCUUUCGAAGAAUUAUACAACGCUGUUCGUGCCUUGUUUUAUCUGUCCGUCCAUGUAACGCUAGCUAGGUUAUAUUUAGACGUAGCCUCCUCCUAGCAUUAGCUGUAACAGUUACAAACAGCGUUAGCAUCUGUAGCCAAAGCCUCGUCCAGCUUCCCCGCACUGAGGGUGUUCAUCUGCGGACUAGAGGAAAUGUCAGACCUCCUUCUGAACUGUUCCCAGCGAGUCCAGGACGUGGAGGCAAGGAUGAGAGACGAGGGCUUGAGCCUCUAAGACGGAGACAAGGGAGGAUGAUUUCACGGUACAGCAGAAGACCUGUAUCGCACAAACUAGAGAUUCGUGGGUUGUCUCGCAGCAGCCUCGACCACCACCCUCUCCCUGAGGAAGCGGACGAUAACCAAACGCCUCAGCGUUACCUCCAUGACCUCCAGGAAGCUGUCUCUGCUCACAACAGUUCAGAGACAUCUGCUGCCUCCGGCCACUCUGACUGUCCCACCGUCAUCUCAGUAGACUCCAGCCAGUCCUGGUCAGGUAUCCACAGCUCCACAGGCACUGGCAUCUCCACCGAGAGGAGCUCUGUUUUCUCCUGGGGCUACGAUGAGUUCGACAAGGCGGCGUCACGGCAGGUGCAGCAAAUGUUUGAGGAGAUCGACAAAGAGCUGUACGAGGGGAGAGGCAGCGGGGGAGGGAUACUCCAGGGGCUGCAGGAUGAAUGUCAGCAGUGGGCCACACGUUUCCCACAUCUUCGGAUUCUGGGGACUCAGCUGAUGUCUCCCUGUGAUGAGGGCUUCCAGUGGUACGCUACUUCAGGGAGAGGCAGCUCUGCUAUCAGCCCAUCAGCAGGCAAAGAGAGCAGUGUGAAAUCCCAGGAGAAAGAUAAGAGUGGCACAGAGUUAAAUGUGCAGGGCAGGAGAGCGAUGAUGAUCAGGUCCUCCUCAGCAGAGUUGGAUGAGGCUCCUGGCACCUCCAGUGGCCCCAGCAGUCAUGACAAGCAGAGAGUGAUUGAGGUCGAGGGUCUGAUGGAGGAGUACCUGGCUUUCGAUAGCAGGGACUUGGAGGACGAGUGGGAGCAGGAUUGUUCAGAGUCGGGUCGGCGGCAUCACUGUCUGCCCCCUGUCUCUCCAUACCGGUGUCGCCGUCAGGCUGUUCUCGACCUGCUGUUUGAUGAUGUGUGGCGACAGCUGGUUGGCUGGAUGAAAGAGCUGGUUCAACGCCACUGGGAAUGCUGCACCUCAAAUGAUGAAAAGAUUUCUGGGAACUUGAGCCCCGUGCAGCAAGACUCCCAGAAUCCCUUCAUGCUGCUCUCCAUGCUGCCCACGAUGCUGCCUAAACUCGGCCAGAGCAGGGUGCCCCCACUCACAGCUGGCCUGCAGUUCCAGAACACAAAGUCAAAGGGCUCAAAGCACAAGUCCAGACGGAAAUCCAAAAAGCAGAAAAGGCCUUCCACUGCUGGAAGGGUCCCAGUAGGAGCAGCAGCGACCCAGCACAACCUGAAUGACCUCAUCGUGAUCCACAGCAUCCCCCUGCAGCAGAGGAACCUGGGUGUGCUGGAUAGAAACCAGGAGCCAGAGGAGCGGGCGCCUCACAGACCAGGCUCCAGCGUGGUCCCCUCCAGCAAACCUCGCCCUCGCCGAACCCUGGAACAGAGCUCUUCCUCGCUGUCCCGCCCGGCACAAUCUGCGCGACGCAGAAACCCUCCUCCCCGGACCCUCCUGCCGCUGGUCCCCAGCCAGAGUCAGGCCAGCGCAGCGGGAUCCAUGGAUGAGGUCAUCCGCGGGACACGUUUACCCACAGCCAACGACCGCCUGACAUCUCCGCUGUUGCCUCUGAGCAGGAAUACACUCCUUCCCCCCAUCAGCACCGGAGACCCAGAGUCAUCUCACUCAGGGCAGCAGUCCAAACCUGCACAGCGUCAGAAAGGCCCCUCCAGCCGCGCCCACAGUGCUAUAAAUGACGAAGCUGGCAGUUCAAUACCAAGGGAUCGUCACCACCUGCUGGACGUGUUCUCUCGCCCCAACACCACUCACACAUACAGGUCGGACACUCCAUACCGUCGAUCCUUCACAGUAUUGGACAACAUCGGGCAGGGGCGGCCAGGCAGAGCCUCUGUGGCCACAGACUCUCUUGGAAUCGGUGUGACCGGCAUCAGUCUUGGCAUUAGCAGCUCGUCUUUCUUGGACUCGUUUUCCCACCACCCCUUGGGGCACUCGCCCAUCAAAGACGAAGAGGAGCCGGACCCACAAGCCCCCGUCCCAGCUCCACUGGUGCCCGUGUCAGUCCCGCCUCGGUCUUACACACGCGGAGGUAUCUCAUCCAGAGCCAGCAGACCUGGCUUGUAGUUUGCCUCCAGACCCGUCAGCCAUUCAUCUUUAUUAGCUACAACGAAGUGCAGCACUUUGCAGCAUCUGUGCCCACUAAACUUUUUUUUUUUUUUUUUUACAGAAGUAGCAGAAUUUUUUCAUAUAAUGCUGCUUUGGUGAAGUUAUUGUUAAGAAGCCUAUUUUUGUAUUUCAGAAAUCAGCUUAUGUGGCUGCCAAACACACAAUUACUCCAUUUCCUUGUACAGUGUGAGCUGUAUGUGUGGACAUUUGUACUACGUAUGUAUGAUCUGAAUGUGUAUAUAUCUAUUUAUAUGUGAAUGUAUAGUAUAUUAUCCUCCGUGGUGUGUUGUUGUGCUGGUAAAUGACUAUGCAGGGAAUGACACAUCCAUCCAGACAGGGAUAGAGAGGAUAAAAAAAAGCACUUUUUUCCCCAUCUCUGAUGCAACAUCAGAGAUUUUGGUACUGUAUCUUUUAUAAUGACACAAUUUUCAACCACCCUGUGUAAAAAACAUAUGAACGCAGAACCUCUCAUUGCACAAAAGAACAAGAGAUGCCACCUUGAACUUUUUUUUU